Molecule: messenger RNA, 1596 nt
Organism: Phytomonas sp. EM1
Lineage: Eukaryota; Euglenozoa; Kinetoplastea; Trypanosomatida; Trypanosomatidae
Source: the annotation of a GenBank genome assembly
AUGCGAUUAUCGGGUACCGGGCGACCGUCUGUCGGGUCCAUGGCCCCCAGUGAACGUCCUUCUGCCUCGAUGUAUGAGGAUUACGUCCGCCGGGUGCGAAAUCGGCUGCGCUGCUCUGGUGCUAUCACCUCCUCGAGAUCGGCGCUCAGCCAUGGUGAUGCCGGCUCGGGGCUGGAUGACGAUUACGUGGUCGAUGUCGGUGAAGGUAAGAGGCCGAACUUCACGGAGCAGCUUUUGGCGCGUUUAGAACAGCACGGCCUACGCCGAUGCAAUGCGGACGAGGACGACUUCACUGAGUUCACCGCCUCGCCAGAAGUCAUCCACGAGGAAGCUCAGGCGGAGCGUGAUAUCGCGGAGAAUAAUCUCGACCCAAAGGUAUUUGGCUUGUCCGCACCGGGAGAUACACGGAGGGAGUAUUUUUAUAUCUGUGUACCGUGUGAAAUGCGCCUGACGAAAGUCUCAACCUUCGCCUCGACGCACAAAAUGCUGGAGGACGUGCAUUACCACUUUUCAUCCGCCGCACACCGCAGCACGGCGUCGUGGAUGGCCGACCCCGAUAUCGACGUCACCCUCACGAACUUACCACUUGUGGACGUUGCUGGCUACACCCGUAUCUUCGUGAACGGGGUGCCUAUGUUACUUCCCCGCCGUCCUGGUGGUGGAGAUAUGUUCUACGCCCUCCCCCACGAGCAGGAGUGGCUUAAUCCCAAUAACAAGAUCGUACGCCGGGCGCCCCCGCCACACCACACGUUGGAUUCAACCGCCAACGCGAAAGAAGAGGCGAAGGGGACGAAUCACAAACCCACCGCUGCCUCUCUCUACCCCUCACUGCGGUACUCCAGCGAUGCGAACUAUUGGUAUCGUCCUCUUACCAGCACGUACUGCCACCAAACGCGCCAGAUUGUCUCAAGAUUUGAGGGGAGUAUUGAGCAUGCACCGCAUAAAACGAGAACCGCCUUCCAACAAUCCAUCGCUCGACGUAGGAUUCGGGUAAAUCAUAUGCCCCUUCAAGGCGGCACACCCAACCCUCUUGUAGAUAGCUCAGUGAUACCCACCAUACCAGCCCUGUACCCCAUUCUUCGACGACGCAUAGCGAAAAAAGUUCUUAUGCGCGCGGAAAGUUCGGCACAUCCGACGUCAACCCCUGUGGAAGGCUGCCGUGUUCAAUAUAUUCAGCCUUAUCGACCAUAUCUUGAUAGUUUUGACAUUGCCGAGGACGCGCACGCCCGGACGGGCGAAAUAGCCAGCUUGGAUCGAUUCAUUGUAGAAGCUGAAGGCGUUUACCGCAUCGGACUUUUAUCUGAGAAGGAACGGAACCAUCUUGAGCAUGAACGCGAUCUUCUCGAUACAGAGGAAGCUGCUUUGGGCCCUGCGUCGUUAUCUAUGGGAGGGCAAAGUACGGAGUUUGUCAACACGGCGCCUCUUACGCAGGAAAUGCUAAGCCAACUCACGCAAGGUACGUCUUUCGCGUCGAAGCGGUUGGAAAACCACAAAAAAAGUUCGAUGUGUAGCUAUGGUAGCGCCUCAUUCGCGCAAAGCAGCCCACCCCAAUCGAGAGCGGAUGAAUCGUUUGCCUCCGCAUCAUCUCAAAAUUAA